Molecule: messenger RNA, 4260 nt
Organism: Dalotia coriaria
Lineage: Eukaryota; Metazoa; Arthropoda; Insecta; Coleoptera; Staphylinidae
Gene: Ggamma30A
Product: guanine nucleotide-binding protein subunit gamma-e
Exons: 3
Coding region: 357-575 (72 amino acids)
Biological process (GO): phospholipase C-activating G protein-coupled receptor signaling pathway; sensory perception of taste
Cellular component (GO): heterotrimeric G-protein complex
Molecular function (GO): G-protein beta-subunit binding
Source: RefSeq, a predicted model, not a curated record
CUUGUGAAUGCGACUUCGACGACGAAGCACCACAAAGCGAGGAGCACCGCACGUCCGACGCAAGCUCGACGGGAAUCACGAAUUAGCCACGCGCGCGUCAACAGACAGACCUUCAAGGGUUUGCGAAGUGCUUCAAAGUUCAGCGCGUGGACCGUGGAAAAGAGGUGCUCCGAAGAAUAAUCGCCGACUUACUCAGAGUUUAAUUGCACACACAAGCGCUCGGAUUGCAUGCAAACUUGCGAGCGGCGCGCUCGAGAUUCGGAGCUGCGACGCGCGCUGCCAAGCGCCCCCUAGACGCCCGCGCCUCGUAUUACAAACCGACGCUUGCGUGACGCCGACGCCGCCAACCCCACCCGAUGGACGCCAGUACGAUCGCAGCAAUGGACAAGGACGCAUUGAAGAAGCAAAUAGAGAACAUGAAGUAUCAGGCGUCAAUGGAAAGGUGGCCGCUGUCGAAGAGCAUCGCCGCAAUGCGCGAAUACGUGGAGGAAAACGAGAAGAACGAUCCGCUGAUCCACGCGCCGGACAAGAAGAACAAUCCGUGGGCCGAGAAAGGCAAAUGCGUGAUCAUGUAGAACUUCGUAACGAACCUACCCUCCCUAAUUACGUUUUUCGUUACCGUUUGGACCGUUCUGCUUGUGUUCUAUACGAUACGACGCGGGGGCGGCGGCGGCGGCGCCGGCCUGGAGCACCACGGCGGGCCGGUCGACGACGGCGUCUACCACCGUGUCGCCGAUGCCACCAUCACGCCACACCAUACCGAACUGUAAACCACCGCUAAGUAAUAAUCAGCUAUGCAACAACAACAACAACAACAACAUCAACAGCGACAACAGCAACUGCAACCACUUCUUCCCCCGUACACGACGAGGCAAACCUGGAACCGUAAAUGAAAUUGUUGACCCACUUACCAAGAAUCAAAUAAUGAACGGAAUCUUCAGAGGAACACGAGAGCGAGAAAUUGAUACAAAGUAAACACAAUUGUUAUGUAGUUUUUUAAACAAGAGUAAGUAAUACAAUGGUGGCGACGACGAGCAUUGAUAAUAAUAUUUAGAUCAUAAGUUUUCGUUCGCCUGGUUCACUCUCACACAUAACAACACACAUGAAUUUGUUUUUCGGUUCGAGUGCAGACACAGGACAAACGCGGCAAAAAAAAAAUAUAAAUGAAACCAAUAAUAGAACAAUCACUUUUUGAGACGAUUACAAUUUCGACACGCCCUUAUGAAGAAACGCAAAACUCCGCAAGCUCCGAUGAAUAUACACCCCCCCAGCAAUCUACGUCAAUCAUUCUAGCAGCUGCAUUUAACUGAUUAUUAAUUAAUUAGGCGAGUAAAGAGCAAGUACUUAAGCGUAAGUAAGCUAUAGUAAUCUUAGUCAAGGGUUUAAAGUGAAUGAUAACCACACACACACGCGUUACUAUACUAAAACUAAAAAAAACCAAAUGGAAAAACCAAAAAAUUACUUUAGAUGUAUUUAUACUCAUAGUUCGAUUUGAUCCCCGGAGAGCUUCCGAAUGUUCGUUCGAACGAGUGUUGCGAGUAAUGCGAUGCAGUUUAGUUGCGUUUGCGCCCGCUCGCGGCGCGGCCGAAACUAAAAUUUAGUCACUGAGUAAAAUCAUUUCGGUAUAUUCCUUAUAAGCGAUGCGUACUUUAAUUCGGUAUCUACUUUACCAACUCGGUUGAUUCGGUUCGUUUUUUCUCUUAGUCAAUUAACGAAGCGGAGGAUGAAGAUGAAAAUCGGCGAUAUGUGGCGUUGAGAAUCUCGAAUGUGAUGGCGAUUGUGGUGCGCACUGGUUGUAUGAUUUUGAUUGUGCGUUAUCAGUUCGACUCUUAGAUGGGGCGUUGUGAUGCGGCUGCAAUGCAAGCGUAAUCGGGACGGUGCGCGAUCGUCCGGCAGCAGGCGCCCUCUACACAAGUGAAAAAUGAGCAACUUCCACACACCAACAUCGUACCGGCGGCGCGUGCUGCUGGAACCGCAUAAUCCGGCGCGAUUUGCCUGUUAUCAGCAUGCCGCAUCACCGCGAGUCCUGCGGUACCCUUUCAGCACUCUUGCACCAACUUUACCACCACGCACUCGACAUACUGACAGUUUGACUUAAAAACUUAAAAACGAAUCUAGAUGAAUCCUGCGCGCAUGCGCACAAAUUAAAAACGAAAACAAAAAAAAAACGUGACAAGUUUAAACGUAAUGUCUGCGCGUUCGAUUGAUGCGCAUCAUUUACAUCCAUCGAACGCGUUGUGAUAAAUAAAUCGAAAUACUAAACACAAAAACGAGUAAAAAUUGAAGAAGAAACGAACCACGACUUGUGAUCGGGCGACCAUCUGCCGAUCGACAUACACGACAUAAAGACAAAUCUAAACAAAAAUUAAGAGAGAUAGAUGACUGUCAGUCGCACUUAUACUUAUUACUUACACGACACACAAUUAAGACUUUCACAAUUAUUGACUUGCGUCGACUUUCGACGAGGAGGACAUUCAAUGCGCGAACGCCACGCUCGAAUGAUCAUCAUCUUUCAUGCGGCAUCGAAAACAAAACGACGGAAAGGAAACUUGAAACUCAACAUUUAACUUGAUCUAGAAUUUAACGAAACGCUUUACUUUUUGUGCUAACUUCUCAUCGAACCGAAAGUCCUACGCUUCUCAUGCACUAAACAUAUUAAACUUAAAUACAUCGUCGAGGGCGAAGCUAAUAAACGUUACUGAAAAACGACUAAAAAACUAAAUGUAUCCUAUGUUAAGACGCGUAGAGCAAGUAUAAAUUAACAUUAAAGCAAAAACUAAAUAAAUAAAUACAAAAAUAUAAAACUAGCGUAUAAAAACGUACAACGUAAAGAAAACUAACUAAAUAUCUAAAUAACUAAAGCAAACUAAAUGUAGUUUAGUGCAUAUUAAAGGAAACACACGGACAACUCGGCAACUUUUCACAAGUUUACGUAGAAAGUGAAUGAAUUCGACGCUGAAAAGUCGCGAGUUGUUCACAUUAAUGGAGGAAUAUUUAUCCUUGUGUUCUCUCGUAUUGAUUUCCGCAACUUGCGCGAAAGUUUGCGAUCGUAAAUUAACACCAGUUGAUUAUCUCUAUGAAAACAAAACCAAGAAAUUUUCUCUGAAAACCUGAAAAAAUCGACGCAAAACAACGCUGAAGAAUUCCACCACCGAUAAUCAAUAUCUAAACAUUACUACUUACUCUAAUCUAAUCAAGUAACUUAUAAAUACUAAAUAUAUUGUUGGCAUAAUAAAAUUACCCACUAAAGAAGAACCUAUAAACCGCCCUCUAAUCAUUAAUUAGCGUUAAUUCUAGCGACGAGAGACGACGAGGAACCGUAACGAACAGACAACUACACGUAAUCAAACUUUUAAAUCCUAGGCAUGGAUCUUACUAAUAAAAAGUAAACGUAAACACUAUUAUUCCUAAAUUAAGCGAUUGCGGAUGCGACUACCCGAGAAACUAAAUUUAACACAAAAAAAAUUGUAACCGAAUCUUCGCUGUAGCCGCUAUCUAAAUAAUUAACGCAAACGCUGGGCUAGAUUGUUCUUAUUCUGCUCUCUGCUACAAAUUUUAAAGUUUUGUGCUGCUAAAGAAAGAUUUCAAUGCUGCGCAUUGUCCAACUCAUUCAUAAUUACAAUUACAAUGCGCCGCAUGCGAAUGCGAUACUCUUAAAUAAGUAAUGAAGUUGAUUAAACGAAGGUUUAGUUCUAGGAUUUUAGUAAGUUAUUUAAACAAAAGCGCCGACCGGCGAUAAAAUCUUACACGUUAACUUAUUAUUGUUAACACCAACGUGAAACUUAAACGAAUCCACCACUAAAGGAAGAAAUAAAAAAACAAAACGAGCGAUUUAUUGAUUUGUCAAAGACAGCGUGAUUGUGACGCGACCACACGGAUUGCCACGAGAUUUUCAGCGCUUCUUCGUCCGAGAUGCGAUAAUUACACAUUGAUUUAAAACAUUUUGAAACGAGCCGAAUUUUUGCACGAUUCCCAAGUGUGCGUUCUUUUUUUUUUUCGUUCGUUUUUAAUUCUGCGUCGAUUUCCGCUUCGCGUGCGCGAUUUAAUUGCUAAUUCAUCAAUAUAUUCCAUUAAUUAUAUCUUCAUAAUUGUAAUUUCAUAUAAUAAUCGAAGGUAAUUGGUUUCGUGCUGAUUUCAUCCGUUCGUUUAUGCAACUAUUACAUUAUAUUGUAAACCGAGAGGAAGUGAAGUAUUGUAUUGAACUGUAUUGGGUUAUUUACUCGUAUGAUAAUUAAUUAAAUAAAUGAUUAACUAAUAUAA